ACUAUUCUCAUGGUGAGUCAAGCAUUUUAUCCUCUAAUCGUACUGUAUAUAUGUGUUUAAAUGCCGGUAUGCUUCACACAAAUUUUGUGGAAUGUUUUGCGGCUUCAUUUCACCAAGUCUGCAUUCUGAGCAGAACAGCAUACAGCACCGUAAUUAUGUGGAAGCAUCUACAAUGCAAUUUUUAAAGACAUAGAAAGGAGCACGUGAACAAGCAAGAAUGACACCGUUCGAUGAUUUUAUGUACCUGAUCAACUCUGUACUAUUGGGAGAAGAACCGACCGUGGAGGACUUCAUCCUUCUGGUAGGGACGUUCGUCGCAUUCGUGGCGUUCAUCCUGUGGUGCUGCUUCCCGGUGGUGCCGAAGGAGGGCAAUGGAGGAGGGAGCUCCGGAGCGGACGGCGGUGGCAGCAAGCCGCCGCGGCAGUACGACCCGCGGGCGGGCAUCCACGUGCACGGUCACGGGCACGGCGGCUGGUGGGGAGGGCGGCGCGGGCGCAGUGCCGGCGGGCACGCCCUCUCCCCGGUGUUCCGGCGCUACGAGCCGCUGCCACUGUCGUAAUGGGCACUCCCGCCUGACGGGACCUUUUGAGGCGAGUGUCAUAUUACUUGCGACCGAGUUGUGACUAGGUCGAGCCGUUUGUAACUCGUUGCAAAAUCGUACACUGGAAAUGAUGUCCAGUGUCUUGGAGCGGCUCAGUUUACCGUGUCGGGUGCGAUUUGGCACUGGACACCUGAUGAAGUGACUUCCCCCCAUUACUGGCACCAGCGGUUUUUGUGAAGUGAGCACUAGUGCUACUGUUAUUGGGGAGAACAAGAUAGUAUAUAUUGUCUGUAUUAUGCUGCAUUUAUUAGCGUUUACCGAUUUCGCAGUACUUGAUGUUUUGUCCUCGGGCACAUGUUGCAAAAGUUGAUAUAGUAUGCACUAGCAAAAUAUAUUAUUGUUUAAUAGUCGCUUGUUAUAGCGUUUGCCUCCAAAUUAACUGCUGCCACCAGCUUACGUGCAUUUUCCGGAGAUCCUUCUGUUUUGUACUGUACUUACGAGGAAUACUUUCGGUAGCACGGCCAGGACAACUGUUCUGUUUUCACGUCCAGUAGCUGGAAGAAAACCGUAUUUGCUUCUUCCAGGAGCUGCAGGCGACAGGUCAAAAUGUGUCAGUGAUGCAGGCUAGGCACACUUUUCUGCUUAGCCAGACACUGGAAAGUAUGCCUUUUAUCAAUAUUAUGUGGGUAACACCUUUGUCUAGUGCAAUUCAUGACUGUAACUUACCAAUUAGGAAUAUUUUUGUUAGCAAUACACCCUCUUAGGAUGCAGUAAAUUAUUAUUUAUUUUUAAAAUUUUUAUUUUAUUUCUUCUCGUGUUCUAGAGAUACAAUUUUAUUUUCUAGGAUUACAGAUAGAUCUUUUUUAAAUGUUAUAGCUGCUCAUUGUACUUGCCAAUAUUAUUGCAAAAAUGUAAGAAAUUGUAAUCUGCAGCUUUUUAUUGGUGUGUACCUUUUACAACUACUAUUGGUUCCCAAUAGUAUUAAGAUAUAACUAGUCACAUGUGACCCUGGUCACUUACAGAAGACUUGCAUCCUUUGUAGCAGACUGUUGAAGGAAUUGUCAAAAUAUUUAGCAUGCCUUCAGGGAUGUGAAAUGAUACCCUCUUUCUGUGUGAUAUUCUUUCUUUUCUUGUAUACAAGUUUGUUCUGUGUAGUACUAAGCUACACAUUGUCACCUGCGGGAGCAGGUUGUAGACUGAAGAUUUUUUGUAUGUGGUGCUCCGUGUCUGUGAUAUAUUCCUAGAAUUAGCAUAUUUACCCAACUGUAAGAUAACCCUUAGUAUAAGAUGACUCCCUCCUCCACCUUUCCUGAUUUUAAGAGGUCCCUUGAAAAAAUUUUUAUUUUUAAGAAAAUUCUGACUAAUCAAAAUUACAUAAUGUUUUAUUGAUAUAAAGUGUCUGCCUAAAAAGUUAAUAUUAUACCUAUUUGAAACUUACGCUAUAUAUUAAUGUGUAGAUUUUGAUAAUAU
Messenger RNA from Schistocerca serialis cubense, 2011 nucleotides. RefSeq lists its product as uncharacterized. Lineage: Eukaryota; Metazoa; Arthropoda; Insecta; Orthoptera; Acrididae. The transcript has 3 exons. The coding region runs from base 218 to 559 and encodes 113 amino acids. The record is from RefSeq and is a predicted model, not a curated record.